Messenger RNA from Rasamsonia emersonii CBS 393.64, 1461 nucleotides. RefSeq names its product Aspartic-type endopeptidase (OpsB). Gene Ontology annotation, molecular function: aspartic-type endopeptidase activity. NCBI's taxonomy places the organism in Eukaryota, Fungi, Ascomycota, Eurotiomycetes, Eurotiales, Trichocomaceae. The coding region runs from base 1 to 1461 and encodes 486 amino acids. The transcript has 3 exons. Gene Ontology annotation, biological process: proteolysis. The record is from RefSeq and is a predicted model, not a curated record.
AUGCGGGGCGCAUCACUCCUGUUGCUAGCCUCCCUUAUUUUCCCCUCUGGGGAAGCUCUGUGGCUUCGCAAGAGAGAUGUGCCGGCAGUCGUAGGGUUAGAUAUUCAGCGCAAGCAUGUGUCUGAUCCGGCUGGGAGAGACCGCUUGAGGAGAAAACGGGACAAAGUGGUUAGCCAGUCGCUUGAUAAUGAGGAAACUCUAUACUUCUGUAACAUUACACUUGGAACGCCUCCGCAAAAGCUACGCUUAACUCUCGAUACUGGAAGCAGUGAUUUGUGGUGCAAUGCUGCCAGCUCCCGUCUCUGUAAAAGCAGAGGCGAUCCUUGUGACGUGUCUGGGACAUAUGACCCCCAUUCUUCAUCGACGUACAAGUUUGUCUCAUCGGAUUUUAACAUCUCGUAUGAAGAUGGAUCCGGUGCAUCCGGUGACUAUGUUACUGACACUCUUACGAUUGGCGGUGCAACGCUAAAGAAUUUCCAAUUCGGCGUUGGUUAUUCGUCAACCUCUCAAGAGGGCGUACUGGGGAUUGGAUAUGCCACCAAUGAAGUACAAGUCAAUCGAAAUGGAGGAUCCGCUUAUGCAAAUCUACCCAAGGCGAUGGUUGAUAAUGGACUGAUCAACUCCAACGCAUACAGUCUGUGGUUAAACGACUUGGAAGCGAGCACUGGAUCCAUUCUUUUCGGCGGAGUCAAUACCGAAAAGUUCAUUGGUGAGCUGGCGACAUUGCCUAUCCAGCGCGAGAAUGGCCAAUAUGUGGAGUUCAUCAUUGCACUUACUGGACUUGCGCUCAGCAAUGGCUCGACCAGUAAUACAUACAGAUCCGAUUCGCUCCCAGCUGCCGUACUCCUCGACUCUGGAAGUAGCCUGACAUACCUUCCGGAUUCGCUGGUCCAGAGCAUUUACAAUGACCUGGAAGUGAAUUACGAUUCCUCAAGUGGAACAGGGUACGUCCCAUGUUCUAUGGUGAACCAAGAUAUCAACUUAAACUUCACGUUUUCCGGUCCUUCGAUUCCAGUCGGUAUCAAUGAGCUCGUCUUGGACCCGGGAACCGGGCUUACAUUUUCCGAUGGCACGGCGGCAUGCGUUUUUGGCAUUGCUCCCGCAGGUGACAGUACCGCAGUCUUAGGAGAUACUUUCCUACGCAGCGCAUACGUAGUGUAUGACCUCGAGAACAACGAAAUAUCGUUGGCAAAAACCAACUUCAACUCAACAAAGGACAACAUCUUGGAGAUCGGAACAGGCACGGCCGCUGUACCCGAUGCCACUGCAGUUUCCAACCCAGUCACAUCAGUUGCAAUUGGGGCAGGGGGGGCCAGGAUCGGGGGCCCAUCAGGAACUGGCAUUGUGUUCCCUGGUGCCCCUGCAUCUGCUACUAGCAACGCUGCAGCCGUUAUGCCGACAAGUAUUCCAAGGCAUCUAGCUGCCGGGAUUGCAGGAGCCGGGCUUCUGCUAGCUAUUUAA